CCGAGGAAUUCAAUCUGCUCCCGAGAAGGACAUAUUUCUCAGGCCGGGGCUGGAUUCUGUGCACUUCAGCUCAGCUCCUGUACCAGCUCCGUGUCUCUCUCUCCCUCCUCUCUCAGCCUUACUGCACUCCCUCUCUCCUCUUGUUUCUUUUCAUUUUAUAUAUAUAAUUCGUUUCUGCCCCCUCCAAACAAAGCCAAACAGAAGCCAUGGACGCCAUCAAAAAGAAGAUGCAGAUGUUGAAGCUGGACAAGGAGAAUGCCUUGGACCGAGCUGAACAAGCCGAAGCUGAUAAGAAAGCGGCCGAGGACAGGAGCAAACAGUUUGAGGAUGAUGCUUUACAACUGGAAAAGAAAUUGCGAGCAGUGGAGGAUGAGAGGGAUAAAUUUUUGGAAGAUUUCAACAAGGCCGAGGAACGGCAGCUGCUCGCCGAGGAGAAUGCGACUAAGCUGGAAGAUGAGCUGGUAGCUUUGCAGAAGAGGCUGAAGAGCACGGAGGAUGAACUGGACAAGUACUCUGAAGCCCUGAAAGAUGCUCAGGAGAAGCUGGAAUUGGCUGAGAAGAAAGCUACUGACGCUGAAGCAGAUGUUGCCUCGCUGAACAGACGCAUCCAGCUGGUUGAGGAGGAGCUGGACAGGGCCCAGGAACGCCUGGCUACCGCUCUGCAGAAACUGGAGGAAGCUGAGAAGGCUGCAGAUGAGAGUGAAAGAGGCAUGAAGGUGAUUGAGAACAGGGCCCAGAAGGAUGAGGAGAAGAUGGAACUGCAGGAGAUCCAGCUUAAGGAGGCCAAGCACAUUGCAGAGGAGGCUGACCGCAAAUAUGAAGAGGUUGCACGUAAACUGGUGAUCAUUGAGAGUGACCUGGAGAGGACUGAGGAGCGAGCAGAACUAUCGGAAUCUAAAUCUGCUGAGCUUGAAGAAGAGUUGAAAACUGUGACCAACAACCUGAAGUCACUGGAGGCUCAGUCUGAUAAGUACUCACAAAAGGAAGACAAGUAUGAGGAGGAAAUCAAAGUCCUGAGUGACAAACUGAAGGAGGCUGAAACUCGUGCUGAGUUUGCAGAGAGGUCUGUUGCCAAGUUGGAAAAGUCCAUUGAUGAUCUGGAAGAGAAACUGGCACAAGCCAAAGAAGAAAACCUCAGCAUGCAUCAGAUGCUCGAUCAAACUCUACUGGAGCUUAAUAAUUUGUGAGCUGUCUUAAUUUGCUGCAAACUGGUUGCCCCCCCUCAGUUGUCAUAGGCUCUUCUUGAGAACAAGUGUCCCCUUGCUUUAUGCAGAUGUUUGGCAGGCAGCCACCGUGAUGGCUCAAUCGAAGAUAACGCUAACAGUGAUCGAAAAUACUCCAAAUUAAAAGUCUGCAGUAUCCCACAAUUGCUACAUUUGUUUUUAGAAGUACUCUCCCAGCCAACAGUUUUCAAAAUUACUGGAAAUUACACGCUAUAUUCCGAAAAGCCUCCAUUUUAAAAAGUUGUCCCCCCCGCUCCUGCCACUCAGUUUAGUUCCUGAUAUUUGCCAGAAAUUAUUUUUGAAACCUUGCCAAAUAUGUUCACCCUUUUGUUUCUUUUUCCAGUAGGAGUUUUCGUUUUAAAUGGAAGAAAUAUAUUGGCAACCAGAUAAAGGGGAAAUUUGGAGGCAACACUUUCAACCCGCUUAUUUUUUUUUUUGUAAAACACUGGGUUUUUAAACACUUGCAAAUUAUUUUUUUGAAGGGAAGGGAUAAAAUAUAGGAAUGUUUUAUUAGAAGGUCUGGGUGCUGCAGUUUAUAUAAUAUUACCUGCUUUUGUAACAAACGUGCAUUUCUCUUGUUCCUUAUGACUGAAUUGGUCAAUCUCAAGUUUGACCUGCAAUUCUCCUUCCAUCUAAGUUCAACAUUCCUCGAUGUGAUUUGAAAAGUCUUGUUUUGUUUUAAAUGUAAUAAAAGACACAAAUAGCAGCCCACCAACUCAUUAAAGUAUGAGCAUCGUCUAACUCGUGACAAAAUAAUCAGUCAAAUGAAGUUUGUUAAAGCAGCAAUUAAUUUUAAUUGAAAUGUAGAUGGUAGUGUCACAAAAUGCAUAAUGAGAUUCUAGAAUGUACCUGUUAAUUCCACCCUGCCCAGUUCUGCUUCCCAGUCUAGGUGUGUGAUGGGCCAAUCCAGAAUCUUGUGUUAACAUAGUAAUUAUUAAUGGGGUCUCCAUGCCAACAGGGUUGAUUUGCCUGACAAGUUGUUAAAACCAUAAACAUGAGUACACCAGCGUGGCUGAAAAAAUAAUUGCCUUUUUCCCUUUUGUGUACUGCUGAAUAUUGUACAAAAUGUACGAAUAACUUUUAUUUGUUGCAAAAGGCAAUAAUGAGUAGAACAUUCUGGUAAUGCUUCCCUGUGCACGCUUAAUUGUGAAUUGUUUUAACAAUAUGCUUGUCUGUAAACGUUAUUAUGGUAAUAAACACACACACAUGA
Messenger RNA from Carcharodon carcharias (great white shark), 2433 nucleotides. RefSeq names its product tropomyosin 1 (alpha) (gene tpm1). Gene Ontology annotation, cellular component: actin filament. Bases 207 to 1187 code for a protein of 326 amino acids. Gene Ontology annotation, biological process: actin filament organization; cardiac muscle contraction. The transcript is spliced from 10 exons. Lineage: Eukaryota; Metazoa; Chordata; Chondrichthyes; Lamniformes; Lamnidae. Gene Ontology annotation, molecular function: actin filament binding. The record is from RefSeq and is a predicted model, not a curated record.